AUAUGAGUCAAUUAGAACCAUUUGAACACCAUUAUAAUCAUUAGUAUUUUGAAGUAUUUGGAUGUUGUCAUUAAAAUCGACAGUAUUAUUCUGAUAAAGACAUCUGUAGGGAAUGUGGCAUUUUUUUAAAUAAUGUAAUUAAUCCACAACAUUUAUCAUAGCCAAAUACUAGAGUGUAUAAAACAUUAAACAUGAAAUUUAAUGCUUUUUUUAAUCCAAUCAAAGUGCUAGAAAGUAUUUUACUUGAAGGUGUGCCAAAAGGACCUGCAAAAUAACGUUAACAGAUGAUUGAAUUUAUUUUACAGGCUUCUGAUAGGUUAAAUUUAUCAUUAAAUACUUCUUUUUUGGCAAUAAAUUAUAUAGAUGAAUAUUUAAGUAAAGUAACAUUGAAUGAAAAUUAAAUUUAUUUAUUUGUAGCAAGUGCUUUAAUGCUGGCAGCUAAGGCACAAGAACUUGAUGAACGUGUACCUUUUAUUAGUAAAUUAAAAAGAUAUGCAUCAAUGACAAAUCAUCCUGAAAUAAAUCAAUAUUCAAUUUAAGAAUAUAAAUAUGCAGAGAGAUGCUUGAUUUAGAAGAUGGAAUGGAAAUUAUAGAGAGUUACUUUAUUAGAUAGAAUAGAAGCUAUAUUAUCAUUUGGAGUGAUAGAUGAUGAUGAUAGUUUAGGAUAGCAAUAGUAAAAAGAGAAUAAAGAAGGUUAACAUUAAUAACAUGUAAAACUUAGAGAUCUUUAAGAGAGUCAAAUAUUAUAUUAUGUGAAAGAAGUUGAAAGUAAAUAUGCAGAUAUAGCAUUGUAAAUAAUAAGAGGUAUAAUAUUGAAAAUAAAAAGUAGACGAUUAAUUAUAUUUUGGAACUGAUCAAAAAAUCUUAGCUUUAUCUUGUGUAGCUUAUUUAAGAAAGAAAGCAGGAUUAUUAAACAUAUGGUCAUAGUAAUUACAAUGUUUAACUGGAAUAAGUGCUUAAAAGAUUUCAUCAUCAGUUUCAUAGAUUAUGACUCUGAUAGCUAAAAGUAAGAGUUUUAAAACAAUUACAAAUUUGUAAGUAAACCCUUAAGAAAUGUAUUUUUAACCUGUAAUGAUUAACAAUACUUUGACAACUAUCAAUACAAAUCAUUUAAAUAAUAGACCAUUUUAAAUAGACACAAAGAGAUAAUCUUAUGGUGAAUUAAUGAUUCAAAGUAAUAAAUUAAAAAUGCCAUUAUAUCAGUCAUAAUCUACUGUAUAAUUGGCUGAAUUGUAGAAAUAGAAUCAAUAUUAUAAACAAACUAAUUUUACUACAGCAACUAAUUAUUCAUAUCUUCAUGAUAACCCAACUCAAUAUACUCAUUCAUUAUAAUAGACACAAGAACUUGAUAAAAAGUAUGAGUAAGUACAUAAAGUUAGUACUAAUAUGUUCAAACCUUUAUAAUGA
Molecule: messenger RNA, 1407 nt
Organism: Paramecium sonneborni
Lineage: Eukaryota; Ciliophora; Oligohymenophorea; Peniculida; Parameciidae
Source: the annotation of a GenBank genome assembly